AUGUGUUCUACAGAAGUUUUAUCAACAUAUAUUAAAAAAUUAGACCAUCCUAUGAGAGAAAUACGAGAAAGGUCUCUUCAACUUCUAACAGCAAAGUUAACACUGGGAUGGCAAAUGGAAGAUGAACUUGCUUGUACACGUAAACUUUUACAGACCUUACUGUCCUGGUUUCAAGUCCAGAAGCCAACGCUGCAACAUGAAGCACUCAGUUUGCUUUUAAGGACUAUCAAAACUAAAAGUGGAACAUAUAUUGCCAAGGAGUUGGGUAUUAAAAAUAUUCUGUCUACUUUAAAAGAGAUAAAAGUUAAAGUGGAGCCUGAAGCAAUGGAAACAUUCAAUGAUGUCGUCGAUACCUUGCGUUUCUUGAAUACAGUGGAGUCGGAAAAUGAUUUGAUGGUACCACCACUUUCAAUAGCAUCCAGCACAAGCUCUGAAAACAAAUCAACAUCUAAUAGCAUACACUCUUAUGGCAACUCGGAUCAAUGUUAUGGUUCAUUAGAAGAUAUAUUAUGUAGCUUAACAUGUGAUGUGGCGGUUGACCAUGAGAUAUUGCCACAUGCAUCGGAUGGUAUUAUGGUACUACUGUUUCCUUGGGUUGACCUUUGCCCAUCAGAUAUAAAGACAAUAGUUCUGGUAGAAGAUGCAUUAAAAAUAGUUAAAUCAACAAGAAGAUGCUGUAGGUUCAUUCGUGAAGUAUUUAUAUCUGAUUACCCACCCGAGACGUUACUAAAUAGACCUACAAUAAUAAAUACAUUAGUUAUGAUAGCAGAUGGACAGCAACCUGGUCACUCAGAAGAAGCUUUAAAUGUUUUGCUAUGUAUUACACGUACUUUAAUUCAAAGACGUGCCCAAUUAUUCUCAAUAGAUUUGGUGCACGAAGCAAAUAAGGUUUCAAUAGAGUUAAGGGAAUCACAGGAUCAGGUGAACGCUGAAUUGGAACAAAUCACGGGAGGAAACACAAACUUAGUUCCCACAGAGGAUGCUUUAAUAACAUUGCGGCAGAUACCAGCACCAGUAUUUGCUUUAAAUAUAUCACAUUCAAUCUUGUCAAUAAUGUCUAAAAGCAUAAUGUUACUAGAUUCCAAUGAAAAUGAAAUACUCAGUAUGAAAGAAUUAAAUACUUGUAUAAGUCUGCUCGAAGCACUUAUACGGUUAUUGUUGGAUUGUGUUACUGAAAAAUUUUGGAUUGUAGAACAUAGUACUAAAACUCAUAAAGAUGUAGCACAUAAAAGCUGUAUGACAAUGCGAAUGUUGGGCGAUCUUAUGAUCAGAUAUAAGAAAUCCUUUACAGACAAUAUAGAAAGAGUACAUCAUAGAAUAGCUUGGCUCAGAUUGACAUCAUGCGCCGAAAAGCUUUUGAAUUGGGCUAAAAAAUCUCCCCUACCUCCUGCUUCCUUGAUUGAAGCUCUUCAAGUAGCGCAGUUAGACCCAGCGCUGGAGUUACUAUAUCCUGAGUUGAGCAAGAAAAUUAACGAUUCUCUUUUGGCCUCAAAAACAUUACUGGACCCAGAACACAAAAAUAAGUAUAAAGUACUUAAGAAAUUGUUCAUUAGUAUGGAUUAUGCGGUUCAAUUUAUGAAAAAUAAAAAAAUCUACAAAGAUUCCAAAGAAAUUUUCACAGAAAUUAAGAACUCUCUUCCUAUUCUCGGGUUGCACCAUAAUGAAGCUUUUUUAAAAGACAUUACGAACAUAUUGUUGUAUAAAAGCAAGGAUAUGAAUUUCGAUGAAAGUGAUUGGUCAAUGGUGAGAAGCAUUGUAUUGAGAAUAAUGGCGCAUAAUAAGGAAUGGGUGAAAGUUAAGUUUUAUCAGAUGUUGGCAGAGAUGGUAAAGUCUAUUUUGUUUGGUGAAGAAGCUUAUCAAACUGAACACGAGCAAUGCUUGAUAUUGAUCUGUGAUGUUGGUAUUUUGACCGAAAUUUGCUGUCACGGACUGUCUUCGGAUCUUAAUGAGGUGAAUGCAAGCGCAUCAGAGAUCAUGCUAUAUCUAAUACGAGGGAGGCUAGUGCUUAGUGAGAGCUGUUGGUGGCGUCUUCUAGCCAGUUUGUUACCAAUUCUGCCUUUGCUUCAUGUUUACGCAGCACAUGACACGCAAUUGGGAAAAGCCAUCUGCAAAUCCUUGGAGCCUGAUAUAGUGGAAUGUAUGGGUGUGUCAGUCGCCGAAAUGGUCGCGGGCUUAACGCGGCUUCUGUUUGUGAAGUGCGCUGCUGUACAAUUGGAAGCGGCGCAUACUCUCUGUCGUCUCCUAGACGAUAACCGGUACUUGCCCCCGAGGGAAUCUCUUCGUCCUGAUUUGUUGUUGAAUACAUUGAGACGGCUGGAACCCCAGGACUUUAAUAUAGAUUCUUCAUCGUCUGUAGUAAGAAGCUCACAGACUGCAGGCUUAAUCCAGAUUGUUGAAGUAUUAAAACAAGACUUAAUAUUAGAAGAAGACGGUAAAUCAUACGUCGCUCAAACGUCUCAGCCGACGCUGGAGCCGUCAUUGCGACGCAGCACGCUUCAGCAGCUAUCUGUAGUGUUACGGCAACAAGAUUCACAUGAGACUUUUCUACAACACGAUGGAUUGAAUCUUACCGUUUCCUUACUCAGAUUAUCACUAAUGAUAGAUGAUUAUUUGGCGUUUCCUGAAUGCGCCAUUAGUUGUGUUUCCAUAUUGAAUAGCCUGAGUUUCGCAAGUCGACAUAAUUUAGCUAAAAUAACGGACUUGCCUUUAAUUUUACUUCGGGUGAUCCUCGUGUUCCCUUCCAAUGACGCCACUGUGUUGAUGUCAGCUCAGAUCUUGGCACUUAUUGCAUGGUCUGGUUUUAUCCUGCAAGAGAUUACCUCGGCAAGAGAGAAGGUACCAGCGUUGCCGUUGUGCGUUACUGAUCGAACUUCGCUUCCUUUUGCGGUAAACAGCUAUUGGAGUUCUAGUCCGAAUACCGAACAUUGUCCUUUGGAAUGGCUUCUGUGUGACGAUGAAUGGCGCCGAGCGAUUCGUGUGCACUGGUGGUUUAGUUGGGCUGGAGGCGUGCGCAGUUUCCGCACCGUGCCGACUGACCUCCCCGCGCCCUCGCCUACCGCUCAUGACUUGGAACUGAUGCGCACCGCUUGUGUCGUCUACUCCAGCGCUAAAUGCUUGCUGGCGCUCGAGAAUGCUACGUCACACUCUCAAGUUAUAGACGCGCUAGUUUUAUUGGAAAGCUACACGUGUCUGGUGCCGGCGACGUGCGCGAGCCUGAAGGAGUACAGCGGCGUGGCGUGGCAGCGCGUGCGCCGCUUCCUGUGCUCGCCGCCCGCCUCCAGCCGCGACGCUGCGCUGCUCAUCGCCUUGCUGCAGUUCAUCAUCGCCUACAUGGACAAUGUACCUCUUAACCGUAAUACAAUGAGUUGGAUUGAACCGUAUUUCAUCGGUAAUGACGUUACUGUUAUUUCUCUGUUGAGCCGCGAACGUCUUUAUCCGAAUCAAACGCCGCGGGAGGAUAUUGAAGUAACGCAGUUACACAUACAUAUCGUGAAGAUUAUAUGGCGUUGUAUAAGGCUUUUAGAAUAUUACGAAGAUUAUGACGUCAGACGAAUGGAGAGCUUAUUGAAAAUAUUGCUUUCUUGUUUGGAAAAGAUUGAUUUGAAGAAUUUUCAUAUGCUAGGAUAUCUUAACGAGCUGACGCGUUGCAUAAGAUACGCGCUAUAUUCACGCUACUGUAAACUGUCGGAGGAGACUCUGUUUGAGGGAUUGAAGGUGUUGACGCGAACUCUCUGCGGCUGCGGAAUGGGCAGCGGUCGAAAAGGGCAGGCCUGCAAAUUGGAUGCCAUGGUAGCUCUGUUGGCCUUGCUAAGGAAAAUUUACACUGAAGACAUUCCUGUUCAGAGGUGGAGCGAGGCGUGGAGCGGCGAUGUGAUGCAGGCCGUGGUGGCGUGCGGCGGAGCCGACCGGCCCGAAGUACGCGCUGCUGUCAUGCACUUGAUGGCUGCGCUGGCGCACUACAUGCUGUUGAGGCCGCAGCUUGUUCAAUAUGUUCCGAAUGAAUCUCUAUGUAAUUAUGCAAUGGAUAUCUUCUUGAAAUCCGGCGAGGCGAAUGUUGUUCGAGCAUCUGCGGCCGCGCUCUUAGCCGCGAUUGCUGCCCACCGUUCACCACAUUCUGAUUUGCCGCAAAAAAGGGCUCUGGAAUUCAACAAGAAAUUUGAACGAACUAGUGAGUAG
Messenger RNA from Parnassius apollo (apollo), 4176 nucleotides. Lineage: Eukaryota; Metazoa; Arthropoda; Insecta; Lepidoptera; Papilionidae. The record is from the annotation of a GenBank genome assembly.